AUGAAUUUUUUAUAUAAAUAUUUAUAUAUUUUAGUUUUUUUUCAUUUAUGCAAAAAGAAUUUAUACAUUUCAUGUAUAUUAAAUUACAAUGGAAAUAAAAUAGUUAAGAACUGUUCUAUUUCACUUAAUAAUAUAUUACGUGUAGAAACAUAUUUUCAAAAAGAUAAGUUUGAUGUUAAAAGGAGAAGAAAUAGAAAUUCCUUAUCUAAAUUAUUAAACGUAAAUUUAAAAAGUAAAAAGGUUAAAGGGAGAAUUGACUUUUCAUUAUACAAAUAUCUUAUUGAUAAUAUAAAAAAUAGAAAGAAUGAUAAAGUUCUUAACAAUUAUGAAAAUAGAUCUAACAAUUUUUUGAAUUCGUAUUCCCUUACAAAUACUUUAGAAGAUAAAAGAAAUAAUCUGGAUGAUAAAAAUGAAAUAAAUGAUUUAGAUAAGAUUAAUAAUGAAAAAAUCGAACAAAAAAAAAAGAGCAUUAAUAUAUCCCUAAGUAAAAAUAAAAGAACAAUUAAAAAAAAUAAUCAGUCAUGUAAAAGUGAAAGAAAUAAAAAUUAUGAAAAUGAUGAAAAUGAUGAAAAUUAUAAAAAUGAUGAAAAUUAUAAAAAUGAUGAAAAUUAUAAAAAUGAUGAAAGUGAUGAAAAUGAUGAAAAUUAUAAAAAUGAUGAAAGUGAUGAAAAUGAUGAAAAUUAUGAAAAUUAUGAAAAUGAUGAAAAUGAUGAAAAUGAUAAAAAUGAUGAAAAUUAUAAAAAUGAUGAAAAUCAAGAAAUAAAUAACAUGAAUAUUGAUGUUUUAGAAAAUGAGAAAAAAUAUAGUAGACAAAUUUAUACUCAUGGUUAUAAUGAAGAAAAAAAAAUAAGGAAUGGAAAAAUACUAAUUGUUGGAUUAAAUGGGAUUAGUAGUGAAAUAUGUAAAAAUUUAAUUUUGUGUGGUGUUAGAGAGAUAGGUAUAUGUGACAACAAUAUUUUAUCUUAUGAAGAUAUAGAUAACCUUUUUUUUUGUGAUAAAAAACUAAUAAAUAAAGAAAAAAGAAGUGUUUCCUGUUUAAAAAAAUUGCAGAAUUUAAACAAUAAUUGUAAAAUAAAAGCUAUAACAACUAUACAUAAUAAUAUUGAUGAAUAUGAUGUGGUAGUAUUAGUAAACCAAAAAGAGGAUUUUAAUAUUUACAUGAAUAAUUUAUGCAGAAAAAAAAAAAAAAAGUUUAUAAGUGUUAAUACUGUUGGAUUAUUUGGUAGAAUUUUCGUUGAUUUUGGUAAUUUUACUUUUUCAAAUAAUACUAAUAACGAAAUGUAUAAAAUAAGUAAAAUGGAAUUUCAAGGAAAUGAUAUAGUUUUAUAUUAUUUGCCUUUUUAUGAUAUUAAAUUAAAUGAAAAUGAUGAGAUAAAAUUACACUUAAAAAAUGAAAAAACAAAUAUAGACGUGAAAUGUAAUAUUAAAAAAAUAUGCAAAAGAAAUAACAAAAUUAUAGUAUCUAUUACAAGAGAAUUAAAAAAUAAUUUUUUGAAUUAUAUAUUGUCAUUUAAAAUUAUGAAAUAUUUUGAGAAAAAACUUCUUUUUUAUCAUAUUUAUUUCUUGCAUAAUUUAAAAAAGGAAAAAGAAAAAAAAUAUAUACAGAGUUUAAGAGAUUUUGUUCAAAAAUAUAAAUUAUAUAUAACUAUAAGAAAAAUUAAUGAAAAUAUCCAACUGAAUUAUAUAUCCAUGGAAAAAUAUUUAAAGAAUUUAAAAAAAAAAAAAAAAAAAAGAGGAAAAAUAUUAUCUUAUUUAAUCAGAUUAUUCUUUAAAAAUUUCAAUAAUAAUGAAAUAAGUGACGAAGAAAUAUGCUUUUUAUGUUAUGAUGAAAUAAUUAAAGAUAAAAAAGACAGAAAUUUUUCUGAUGAUGAUUUAAAUAAUUUUAAGAUUUUAUGUAAAAAAAAAAAAGAAGAUAUAAACGAAGAAAUAAUAAAACAAUUUUCUUCUGCAAUUCAUAUCGAAUUACCUCCAUUUUCUUUUUUUUUUGGUUCCUUAGCUUCUCAACAAAUUAUAAAGGCGUUAACUCAUAAAUUUCAGCCAAUUUAUCAAACAUUUUUUUAUGAUAGAAGAGAUUUAUUUCAAUUUUCAAAUAUAUCAAAAAAAUAUUAUGGAAAAUAUAUGCAUCAAUUAAAUUUUUUUGGUAAAAAUUUUCAGAAAUUUUUAAAUGACUUAAAUAUUUUAUUGGUAGGAUCAGGUGCUUUAGGAUGUGAAUUUUUGAAACUUUUGGCAAUAAUUGGUGUUUCUUCACAUCCUAAAAAAAAAAAAUAUAAAUUAAAAAAAGAAAAAGGAGAAGAGAAAGGGAAAGAAAAAGGAGAAGAAAAGGAUAAAGAAAAAGAAGGAGAAGAAAAAGAAAAGGAUAAAGAAAAAGAAGGAGAACAAAAAGAAGGAAAAGAAAAAGGAGAAGAAAAAGAAAAGGAUAAAGAAAAAGGAGAAGAAAAGGAUAAAGAAAAAGAGAAUAAUUUAGGAAAACUUAAAAAUAGAGAAACUUAUGAAAGGGGUGGUAUGAUUCAAAUAGUUGAUUACGAUUUAAUUGAAGAAUCUAAUUUAUCAAGACAAUUCUUAUUUACAACUGAAGAUAUAGGAAAAUUAAAGUGUCAAAUAGCUUCAAAUAAUAUUAAAAAAAUUAACGAAGAUGUAAAUACAUCUUAUUUAAAAAUGAAAGUGGAUGAUUCUAUUUUAGAAAAUAAAGAUUUAUUAUUACACUCAUUUUAUUAUAGAAAAAAAGGAAAUCGAAAAUAUAAAGAAAAUAAUAAUUUACUGAAAGAAAAAAAAUUAUGCGAUAAAUAUAUAGUUAACAAUGUAGAUAAAAAACAAAAAAAAAAAAAUCCAAUAAUAUGUAUAUUAAGUUUAGAUAAUUUAAGGACUAGAAUUACUUGCGAUCAAUUUUGUUUGAUCAAUUCUUUACCAUUAAUUGAAGCAGGCAUAGAAGGAUUAAAAGGAAGUAGUCAAAUUGUGUAUCCAUUUUCAAGUGAAACGUAUUCAAGUGAUACAAAUGAUAAUGAGGUAGAUGAAGAAAAAAAUAAUUCUUGUACGAUAACAUCCUUUCCAAAAAAUCAUAAACAUAUUAUAGAAUUCAGUAAAAGUGUAUAUAACAAUUAUUUUUAUGAUAAUGUUAUAAAAAUGAAUAAUUUUUUAAAUGAUCCAGUUUAUUUUAUUGGAGAAUUUUGUAAAUAUGAAAAUGUAAGCAAUUUAGUUCAUUUUUUUAAAUUAACAAAAAUAUUUUUUAAUUUAAAUUUGAAGAAAAAUAUUGAUAUAUUAUGGAAUAACAUUUUUGUAAAUAAUAUUAUUAAUUUGUUAAAUAGUAAUGAAGAAGAAAUUUUAAAAUAUUUUGAAAGUUUAGAAAAAUCACCUCAACCUGUAUAUUUUAAUAAAAAAAAUAAAAAUCACCUAUUAUUUUACAAAUGUGCUUUAAAAAUCUUUAAAAAAGUUUUUAAAAAUUUAAUAGAAAUUAAACCAAAUAUGAUAAAAAAUAUUUUUUAUUAUAAACACAGUAGUUCUAACAAAUUAUCGUUUGAAGAAGCUAUAACAAAUUUAGUUCAAAAAAAUAACAUAUAUAUAGAUUUAAAAAAAUUUUUUUAUUUUUUGUCAAUUAUUAAAAAAAAUACCAAUUUAAGUUUUUAUUCUACUAUUAAAAAAGAAUUUUACAAUUUAUUUAAUAACCCAAUAUUUAUUUUAUCUUUGAAAUAUAUUCAAGAAAAAAAAAAGAUAAAUGAACAUAAAAAUAAGGAAUUUCAUGUUUUUAUACCUCUUAUUUAUAAUUUACAAAAUAAUAAGGAUGACAUAAAUUUUAUUUUUAGCAUUUCUAAUAUAAGAAAUGAGAAUUAUAACUUUUCUAAAUUGAAUAUUUUGGAAUUUUUUAAAAUAGCUAAUAAUAUCAUACCUUCUAUAGUAACUGUUGUUUCAAUGAUUUCUUCUUUAGUCAUUUUUGAAUUUUAUAAAGUAGCCUAUUUCUUAAAAUUAAAUAAAGAUAUAAAUGAAAACAAAAUAUUUAAUAGUAAUAUUAAAAAAAAAACUUAUUCUUUGAAGGAACUUUUUUCAAAUUAUAACAAUCUUAACUAUGAAAAAUUUAAAGACUUUAAUAUUUGUAUUUACAAAAAUAUGAUAAUUGCAAAAAGAAAUAACAAAAUCUUAUUUUACUUUUUUAAUAUAGAUUAUGAUAAAUUAAAAAAUAUAUCUAAAUCUAUAUAUAACCAAUACAUUAACUUAGAAGAUAACUUUUUAACCAAAUCUCAAUUGAAUACUGUUGAUUCCUUAUCGUAUGAAAAUGUUUUAAUACCAUUAUUAAAAAACAUAAAAUUUUCAUUAUGGAAUUAUAUUUAUAUUGAUAUAUUUAAAAAAAAAAAUAAUACAAAUGAUUCAUGUUGUAAUGUAGGUUUAUGUGAUUUACCUUCUUAUGUAAUUAACAAUCAAAUAUGUGUUUUGUCAAAGAGUAAAAUAAAAACUAUAGAAAAAUAUUUAGAUCUUCUUAAUAAAGAAAUGAAUGAUUUAUUAAGAUUUCCUAAUAAUAAAAAAAUAGAUGAAAAUGAACAAAAGAUAAUUGAUGAGAAAAGAAAAAUAAACUAUAAAAAUACUGAUUUAAAUAUAAUUAAUAAUAAAUGCAUUGAUAUAAUACUAGAAGAUAUAGAUACCAUUAUAACUCUUAUAAAAAAUAAAAAAUUAUAUAAAAUUACUAUAGAUGCAGAAGAUAAUAGAAAAUUCUGGGAUUAUGUAAGAACAAACAUAUGUGGCAUUAAAAAGCAUACUAGUUUUAUAUUAGAAAAUAAUUAUAAAGAAAAAAAUUAUUUAAAUACAAAAAAAUAUUUUGAAAAUAUAAAAGAAUAUAUAAAUAAUUUAGAAAAAAUUAUAAGGGAAGUUAAAAAAGAUAUGAUAUUUUUUUCUAAUAUUAAUAAUAAUAUAAAUGAAAAUGAUAUAACUUUAUAUGAAUUAGUAAAUUAUAUAGAAUUAUUAUUUAAUGUUAAUAUUCAAACAGUAGGUGUUAAAGAUAAAAUUAUAUAUUCAAAAUUUCUAAUGAAUUCUUUAGAGCAUAAAAAUAGAAAAUGUUUAUAUGAUAUUUUACUAGAUGCUUUUAAAAAUGAAGAAAAAAUAGAAAAAAAAAAUGAAGUAAAAACUUUUAUAUUAAACAUUUUUGCAACUGAUAAAAUAAGUGAUGAAGAAAUUAUUUUACCAGAUAUUCAAGUAAAUAUACAUAAUCAUAAUUAA
Plasmodium gallinaceum is the source of this 5199-nucleotide messenger RNA. RefSeq names its product ubiquitin-activating enzyme, putative (gene UBA1). Bases 1 to 5199 code for a protein of 1732 amino acids. Gene Ontology annotation, molecular function: ubiquitin-like modifier activating enzyme activity. The transcript has a single exon. Gene Ontology annotation, cellular component: cytoplasm. The record is from RefSeq and is a predicted model, not a curated record. Lineage: Eukaryota; Apicomplexa; Aconoidasida; Haemosporida; Plasmodiidae. Gene Ontology annotation, biological process: protein modification by small protein conjugation.